AUGGGCAAGGGAAAUGGAGUCUUCAAGGUCCUGAGCAAGUUGGUUUUACUGCUAUUACUAGGGCUCUCCACUGUUUAUGGAGUCACUAUCGAUGGAGCUUCUAAAAUUAGUGGAAGUGGUGCUGCCGGUGGACCUUUCGCACCCUUUGUUGGGCCCUUUAAAGCCCAGGACUGUGGUGCUAAUGGUCCAAAUGCAUCAAAAAUUGCAUAUACCAUCACUGUCAGUAACUCGUACCAAGCGAAUUUCAAUAAAAUUCAGGCAGCCAUCGAUUCCAUUCCCUCACAAAAUGAUCGAUGGGUUCGUAUCCUUGUUAGUCCUGGCACCUAUAGAGAGAAGGUUACAGUCUACAAAGACAAGCCCUGCAUCAUUCUUGAAGGAAAUAGUGGUUCAGAUAUUAUAAUUACAUAUGAUGCACACUUAUACACAGAUAAGAGUGCUACUUUCACCUCAAGAGCUGAUAACUUUGUAGCCAAAAAUAUUGUCUUCAAGAACGCUUAUCCUAAUAAAGGACCUGUUCAAGGAUACAAUACUGUGGAGCAGUCUGUUGCAGUAGAAGGAUGUAAAAUAUCUGUGCUUCCUAUUGAUGGAGGCCGGCUAGCAGGGUUUAUAACAGCUCAGGGCCGAAAUUCGGGUAACGAGAUGACUGGAUUUGUAUUUAAAGCAGGAACAGUAAUUGAAAAUGGAAAUGCACAUUCCUAUCUUGGCAGAGCUUAUGGAGCUUAUUCAAGAGUGAUUUGGUACGACACAGAAUUCUCAGAUGUUUUAGUCCCCCAAGGAUGGCAAGCUUGGAACCAACACGAGGAAAAUCUUGAGUAUGCGGAGGUUGAUUGCUAUGGACCAGGGUCAAAUUUAUCCAAUCGUGUGAUAUGGUUAAAGAAACCAACUAAACAAGAUGUACAAAAAUUCACAGAUAUUUCUUACAUUGACCAAGAUGGAUGGUUGGCCAAUCAACCUUGA
Molecule: messenger RNA, 957 nt
Organism: Telopea speciosissima
Lineage: Eukaryota; Viridiplantae; Streptophyta; Magnoliopsida; Proteales; Proteaceae
Product: putative pectinesterase 10
Exons: 6
Coding region: 1-957 (318 amino acids)
Biological process (GO): cell wall modification
Molecular function (GO): pectinesterase activity
Source: RefSeq, a predicted model, not a curated record